CACCUCUAGAAGGCACCAAAUUGACCGAAGGUUGUUUACUGGUUAUAUUGUGGUUUUUUGACUGGAUAUACUGAGGCGAAAUGUAUUUAGGUAUGACAUUAAGUUUGUUAUUUCUUGCACAGUUCGCUGUUGCUGCUGCCAAAGAUAACAAAACAUUUAAGGCUACGAAAGAAUGGAAAGAAAUAAAGAACGGGCAAGGGAUCUCAGCCGGGCUGCAUGUACGCAUAAACUUGCAAACAGGUAAAAAGGCAGCAAAACUUUUAGACGAAUCUGAGGACGAUGAGCGUACAAAUGCUGGCUUGCCUAACGUGGUUAUAAAAGGUGUUCCGAAAACCAAUUUUAGAGCAACGGCUAAAUCCACAUUAAAAAUCAGUAAAACACUCUCUGAAACAUUAAAAAAUAUCCCCAAAGACAGUUUAGGUAUUGGAUAUUCACCCGAAAAAUUGGAGCAAAUUAAGCGAGACUUUAAAACAUACAACGAAUUGACGGAAUCCUUUAAGGAUUUGCAGAACGAAUUUCAGACUGAUACAGAACUAAUAACCAAACUUAUUAACAAGUAUACGAAUCUUAGAAAACAAGAAUUUUCAUUAACGUUGGAGGAUCAAAUUAAUACCCAGCUUCAUAUUCUUGAGGAUCUCGAUUAUCUCGUUCAUCAAAUUGACAAUGCAUUGUGGUUUAUUGACAAAGGAGGCUUCGAACAAAUACUUUUACCGCUCUUUGUGAACGAUACAAAUAUGAAUCUACGCAUAAAAGCCAUCCGUUUGCUGGGGGCUGUAAUUCAUAAUAAUCCUAAAGCUCAAAUAAAAGCGUUCGAAAGGAAUUUCGGAUCUCAUUUGUCUCAAAUUCUUAUAUCAUCUAAGAUAUCAGAAGAAUUAUCCUCCGCAUUAUAUGCUUUUGGAAGUCUUUUGAGGAAGUUUCCAUUAGCAUUACAAAAAAUUCUAUCCGCAUCUGGUACUCAAGCAUUAAUCGCGGUGCUAGCUAAAGAUUGUGAGUUAAAAGUAAAAGCAAAAGCUAUCACUUUCAUAAGUGAUAUAAUUGUUGAAAAAAGAAUUGUUCUAUCAAAUCUUGAGAACUCUGAUAACUUACGCGCUGCAGCACAAUAUGCUGAUUUGAAUCUACCAGAAUGGUUGCAGUCAAAUUCCUUUUGCGAAACCGUUGACCAAUUAGUUUCAACUAAACUCUAUGAGCUAUUAGAUCAGCCAGAUUUAGCAGAGUAUUUUAUAGAGGGUUUAGAAAACUCCAAAGACAUUUGUAAAUCGAUUUGGUCAAAAAGUCCUCAAUUCAGGCAUACGUUAUUAACGAUGAAAAAUCGCUACAUCUAUAGUCAAAAUGAGUUUCAGAUCGAGAUUGCACAGUUCAUAAAUAGACUGUUAGAAAUUCUUUACAGUACCAACGAUCAUGAUGAACUUUGAGAUUUCAUUAUUUAAAUAGUUUUUAGAUUAACUAGUUUAACAUAUGUAUUUAAUAAAAGUUUUUAUAUUAGGGCUCUUCAUCAAAAUUGAUAAACUUGAGAAAAUGAUAAAUUUAUCAUAUUGAUAAAUGAACUGUCAAACUUUGCAUGGAAAUCUAUUUAACCAAAGUUUAUCACUUUAUCAAACGACUUUAAUGGAUAAAUGUAUAAAUUGCAGCAAAAUUCAACCCUGACAGGUUACCAGGUGGUCGCUUUUGCUACGACGCAAAUGAACACAAUGGACGAGGUAAAAAUGAAACGGAGCUAACCAUAUAAGCUAAAUAAUAAACAAUUUUAUGCAAUUAUUUACCAAAUUUAAGCAAUUUAUCACUUUAGAUGAAGACCCCUAUUUUAAAAUGCAUGCAUACUUAUUUAUUUUUAUUAAUAUACCACCUUUCAUUGCAAUAAGUUAUGUAUCUGCAGCUUUAAGUGUAUCCACAUCGGAUGUCGUUCACUUUUAAAGAGAGCAAAACAAAAUUGAAACCAUCGUAUAUACUU
This is a messenger RNA of Rhagoletis zephyria (snowberry fruit fly), 1948 nucleotides long. It is a transcript of the gene Sil1, whose product is annotated as Sil1 nucleotide exchange factor. NCBI's taxonomy places the organism in Eukaryota, Metazoa, Arthropoda, Insecta, Diptera, Tephritidae. Gene Ontology annotation, cellular component: endoplasmic reticulum. Gene Ontology annotation, molecular function: adenyl-nucleotide exchange factor activity. The record is from RefSeq and is a predicted model, not a curated record.